AUGCCUCCCAAAGCUGCUGAGAAGAAGCCUAGCACUGGUGGCAAGGCCCCUGCUGGUAAGGCGCCCGCCGAGAAGAAGGAAGCCGGAAAGAAGACAGCCGCUGCUCCCUCUGGGGAGAAGAAGAAGCGCGGAAAGACCAGAAAGGAGACCUACUCUUCCUACAUCUACAAGGUUCUUAAGCAAGUGCACCCCGAUACCGGUAUUUCCACCCGUGCCAUGUCCAUUCUGAACUCUUUCGUCAAUGAUAUUUUCGAGCGCGUUGCGACGGAAGCUUCCAAGCUUGCCGCUUACAACAAGAAGUCCACUAUCUCAUCUCGGGAGAUCCAGACCUCCGUGAGGUUGAUCCUGCCUGGUGAACUCGCCAAGCACGCUGUGUCUGAGGGCACCAAGGCCGUUACGAAGUACUCUUCUUCUGCCAAAUAG
This is a messenger RNA of Aspergillus puulaauensis, 423 nucleotides long. It is a transcript of the gene HTB1, whose product is annotated as histone H2B family protein. Gene Ontology annotation, biological process: nucleosome assembly. NCBI's taxonomy places the organism in Eukaryota, Fungi, Ascomycota, Eurotiomycetes, Eurotiales, Aspergillaceae. Gene Ontology annotation, cellular component: nucleosome. The record is from RefSeq and is a predicted model, not a curated record. The transcript has 4 exons. The coding region runs from base 1 to 423 and encodes 140 amino acids. Gene Ontology annotation, molecular function: structural constituent of chromatin; protein heterodimerization activity; DNA binding.